Ananas comosus (pineapple) is the source of this 1095-nucleotide messenger RNA. Its product is annotated as putative pre-16S rRNA nuclease. Bases 71 to 841 code for a protein of 256 amino acids. The transcript has 6 exons. Gene Ontology annotation, biological process: rRNA 5'-end processing. The record is from RefSeq and is a predicted model, not a curated record. NCBI's taxonomy places the organism in Eukaryota, Viridiplantae, Streptophyta, Magnoliopsida, Poales, Bromeliaceae.
UCCUCACACAAUUAUCCUCUUUCUCAGCUCCCAUAGAGAGCGAGAGAAAGAGAAAGAGGGCUUCGAAGUGAUGGAGCGUCUCCUACGAAUCCCUUCGAACCCUUCGCUUCCUACUUUCGUGCCUAUUGGGAGCUCCUCCUCCAUGGCUGGUGUUAGGGUUAGGAUUAGGGUUAGGGUUUGGGCACAGUCGUCGUCGUCGUCGUCGUCGUCGUCGUCUUCGUCGCUCGCUUCUUCACCCAAAAGAGCGGCAAUGGAACCCGAGACGCUUCUCCCGAACGCGCGGCGCCGGGAGCUCGACCCCCUCCGGGGCGGUGGCUUCAGCCUCGGCGUCGACCUCGGCGCCGCGCGCACCGGCCUCGCCCUCGGCAAAGGCUUCGCUCCUCCUCGCCCCCUCGCCGUAGUGGAGUUGCGGGGGGAGAAGCUCGAGCUAAGACUCAUUGAAAUUGCCCAAAAAGAGGAAGUUGAUGAGUUUAUUGUUGGGCUUCCUAAAUCACGCAGCAGGACGGAAACGCCGCAAUCGAACAAGGUUCGCAGCGUUGCGGGGAGGCUCGCAGUUCGCGCUGCCGAGAGAGGCUUGAGAGUAUAUCUACAAGACGAGCACGGAACAUCAAUGGAUGCCCUCGACUAUAUGAUUGAUAUGGGCCUCAAAAAAUCUGUUCGCCAAACAAAAUCUGAUGCCUAUGCUGCCGUGAUGGUGCUGGAGAGAUAUUUCUCAAUGUCAGGCCAUGGGGCUGAACUCGUCCUUCCAAAGAAUUUGGAAUUGCAGGAAAAACUGAGAGCACGGUCACAGCAAGAAACUGAAUAUUAUGAGGACAAUUUUCCUGACAAAGCAACAAAUUGAUCGCAGCAAAAUAUCGAGUACUGCAAUCUUUUUUCUUUCCUUUAUGUGCAUAUUACAUUUGUUUGCUUCAUUGAACUUAACAGUUUAACACUGAUUAUCGGUUAGUUCGAUUUCUUGUGAGAAUGAGCAAAUAGAUAUUAAGUGGUUGUAACUGAUUUGUGAUGACUAAAGUAUUUAUUAUUGUAACAGUAAUCAAUCAGUUUUUUCCAUUCCAUUGAACAAAUAAAGUAAGGAGCUUGUUUGUGGCUGGUUUA